Molecule: messenger RNA, 738 nt
Organism: Physella acuta
Lineage: Eukaryota; Metazoa; Mollusca; Gastropoda; Physidae
Product: perivitellin-2 67 kDa subunit-like
Source: RefSeq, a predicted model, not a curated record
AUGGAAUCUCUUAUCAAUGCAGCGAGAGCAAGGUCUGAUAAUGCUAUAAUUAACUCAUUCUUGAGCCGACUCAGAAAUUUAAAGAACAGCAAAACCAUUAGCGAAAGUGCCAUUGAUGCCUUGACUAAGGAUCUUGAAGAAUACGUGUCUGUCCCUCAAUGGUUUGUGGACAACAUCAAGAUAUGUUUGCACUGGUGGGGAACCUUCGACUGGUAUCAGUGUGGCGGGGGAGGCGUCACUCCUCAAGACCUGUGUGCUAACGUCAACCAGAUGACCCGCUGGUACCAGGACUGGACAGAUAAUAGGUGGGGUGGCUGUAAGAUGCAAUGGGCGAUCUUCUCGUCUAAGUCACACCCACCGGCAUGGCUAAGCAAAGUAAAGAUGUGCUUUCAGUGGUACGCUGAGAAUAACAUUAAUGAGUGUGGAGGACAUAAGGGUACAACCUAUUGCUCUGAUAUCAACUCAUACACCCAUGCAUACUUUGACGACACAGGUAGCCGCUCAGGUGGUUGUCAAAUGCGGUGGAUGAUUCAAGUCCCUGACGACGCUCCUUACUGGAUGAAAGCGGUACAGAUGUGUUACCACUGGGAGGCUAAUGGUAACUCUAAACAGUGUGGUGGAAGCGCCCCACCACGCCAGUGUGUGUUGGCCAAUCAGUGGACCCAGUACUAUCUCGACGACACCGAUGACCGCCCUGGAGGCUGCAUGAUGAGCUGGGGUUUGAAAACUUCAUACUGA